AUGUGUGGUACACUACAAAAAAUAUUUGAGACAGAACAUGGAUAUGAGAAAACUAAGAAUGCUAUUUGUGUUUGUCUUGAAAAUGCAAAGACAAUUAGAUACAUCGAUAUGAUUUUAGUUCAUUCUGCUCGUUCUAAUUGGGAAAGGAGACACGGAACUUGGAUGGCACUACAAGAGGCAGUGGAAAGCGGGUUCGUUAAAACAAUCGGGGUAUCUAAUUACGCCUUAAAGCAUGUUCAAGAGCUUCUGGAAUAUAAAGAUCUUAAAAUAAAGCCUGCAGUUGAUCAAGUAGAAUUACAUCCAUGGCUCAUGAGAGAAGAGUUGGUGACUUAUUUGCAAAAAAACAAAAUUGCUCCAGAAGCCUAUUCUCCCUUGACUAGAGGAAUGUGGUUGGACGAUCCUACUCUUGUGAGAAUAGCAAGAAAGCAUAACAAGAGUCCUGCUCAGAUUCUCAUUAAUUGGUCUCUUUCAAAAGGAUUCAUCUGCCUUCCAAGGACUUCGAAGCCAAAAAGAUUGGACAGUAACCUUGAAGUCUUUGAUUUCCAGCUAGAUCGUGAAGAUUUAGAUCUUAUCGAGAAACGGGGUGAAGCACAUCCUACUAAAAAAGACUCUACUGAUUAUCCGUUGGAUAGUGAGAAAACAGAAGAGCAAUUAAAGCGAGAGCAAGAAUCGCUUAAACAAAAUCAAUGA
Messenger RNA from Brettanomyces bruxellensis, 690 nucleotides. RefSeq lists its product as uncharacterized. NCBI's taxonomy places the organism in Eukaryota, Fungi, Ascomycota, Pichiomycetes, Pichiales, Pichiaceae. The coding region runs from base 1 to 690 and encodes 229 amino acids. The record is from RefSeq and is a predicted model, not a curated record. The transcript has a single exon. Gene Ontology annotation, molecular function: oxidoreductase activity.